AUGCAUUCACAACUAUGGACCCUAAUUGCGGAGGCAGAACGAUUGUCAACAUUGGCGAAAACUGGCUCAACGAAAGACGUGAUGUCUAUUGCUCUUCAGCAACAUUAUCUUGUUCGAGCUCUUCAGCUCAACAAGGCUAACGAUGAAGCGUGGCUACGACUCGCGUUACUCUACUACACCAAUGGAGCGAUGGUCGAAGCUCAUCUCACGAUAGAAACGGCUCUGAAGCAUAAUCCGCAGCUCGCUGAAGCGUGGUGUGCCUGGGCACUGAAAGCCGAAUCCGAAGGACUCGAUCAUGAAGCUAUGGAUAUGUAUCGCCACUCUAUUUCAAUCAAGCCUGUGCCUGCUGCGGUAAUGAAAUAUACUUCGUUUCUGUGCCAGUCGUUACGGGUGAAGAGUUUUGAUCCGGCCACGGUGAUGAUCGAUUUCAGUAAAGUUCUACGUUUGAGAGAUGAGAUGGAAUCCUCCGAUAAGCCCCUUUUGUUGCAUAUUGGAGUACUUGCUGAACUUUUCGGUCACUAUGAAGAUGCAGCGCAGUGUAUCGCAGACAGCGGCCGCAGCGGGCCACACCUGCAGAGAGCUCGAAUGUAUGUUCGUAUUAUUGUCGUAUUUAAUACACUGUUCUAUGUAUUUGAUCUAUGCGACGCCUAUAUUUGUAUGGCAGAGCUGAAUAAGAAAGCAAGCAUUUCCUUGGCUUUCAUUUGUGCUAUUACACCUUUUGACUCGUUCACAUAG
Haemonchus placei is the source of this 735-nucleotide messenger RNA. Lineage: Eukaryota; Metazoa; Nematoda; Chromadorea; Rhabditida; Trichostrongylidae. The record is from the annotation of a GenBank genome assembly.